Messenger RNA from Nerophis lumbriciformis (worm pipefish), 4218 nucleotides. It is a transcript of the gene acsl2, whose product is annotated as acyl-CoA synthetase long chain family member 2. The record is from RefSeq and is a predicted model, not a curated record. Gene Ontology annotation, biological process: long-chain fatty acid metabolic process. Gene Ontology annotation, molecular function: long-chain fatty acid-CoA ligase activity. Gene Ontology annotation, cellular component: membrane; endoplasmic reticulum. NCBI's taxonomy places the organism in Eukaryota, Metazoa, Chordata, Actinopteri, Syngnathiformes, Syngnathidae.
CCAGUGACUGGGAGGACCCUGGUUGGGGGUCAUCACUUCCAACUCAGGCCUUUUUUUUCUUCUUCUUGGAAACUACGCUGGGCCAAGUGUGCGACUGACUCUUUAAUCUGCACUUUUCAGACCGUGGGCAGACCGGGUAAACACUGGUCAAUCCCAAGUUCUUUUGGAAGACAUAUAUGUUGAGUAAAAAGGACUGCCGAGACAGGAUAGUACUUGGCAAAGAUUUAGGAGACCAGUCCUUACAACGCAACAAUAGCAUCUUUAAGAGAGGUCUAAAAGUAAGACAAAAGGAGUUAACACUUAUAGUAAGAAUGCAGAGAGGGAUGCACCUGCUGAUAAGAAGAGGGACCGUGUCCUUCACAGAACAGAACUGGUUCUUUUGAGGAGUGAUUCAUCAUGUUUGUGGGCGCUCCCGGACCAAAUAUGGAAAUCAACAACAGCAUGCAUCAUUUCCAGGAGUGGCUGCGAUCACUUCCAUCCAAAGUUCUAGGCUGGGAAGACUACUGGAGUCUGCUGCCUUCCUCCUCCUCCCUGCUGGGUCUGGGAGCCCUGGCCUCCCUCACUGCUUAUUGGCUGCUGACCCGCCCACGCCCCAUGCGGCCGCCCUGUGACCUGCGGGCCCAGUCUGUAGCCGUGAAGGGCGACCCCACCUGCAGGCGCUCGGCUCUCCUUCAAGACGAUUCUCUGCUGGAGUUCUACUACGAUGACACCAGGACGGCAUACGACAUGUUCCGCAGAGGCUUGAGGAUCGCAGAAAGUGGUCCAUGUCUGGGCUUCAGGAAGCCGAGCCAACCUUACCAGUGGAUCUCCUACUCUGAGGUGGCCCAGCAAGCCCACCUGCUGGGCUCUGGUCUGCUGGCGAAAGGCUGCCAACCCAACCCUCAGCAGUUUGUUGGCAUAUUUGCACAAAACAGACCGGAGUGGAUCAUUACAGAGCUGGCGUGCUACACUUACUCCAUGGCGGUGGUUCCUCUGUACGAGACCCUGGGGCUGGAGGCCAUGGUCCAUAUCCUCAACCUGGCGGGGAUCUCUGUGGUGGUCUGUGACCGCGAGGAGAAGGCCGCCUCGCUGCUGGAGAACAAGGAGAAGGGCCACGCUCCCAAACUCUCCUGCCUCGUUCUCUUUGAUCACUUCAGCCAGGCCCUUGUGGCCAGGGCCAGGGCUUGCCAGGUGGAGGUUCUCAAACUGUCACAGCUCAUGGAGCUGGGAAGGCAAAACCUUCAAGAUCCUGUGCCGCCCCAGCCUGAGGAUCUGGCCGUGGUUUGCUUCACCAGUGGAACCACAGGCAAGCCAAAGGGAGCCAUGAUCACCCACGGCAACAUCGCCUCCAAUACUUCUUCCGUCAUCAAGAUCCUGGAGGGUUCCUUUGUGAUCGGACAAGAAGACAUCUCCAUCUCCUACCUGCCGCUGGCACACAUGUUUGAGAGGAUGAUCCAGGUGUCUAUGUUCUGUCACGGAGCUCGUGUGGGCUUCUACCAAGGAGACAUCUCCCUCCUGAUGGACGACAUCAAAACCCUCAAGCCCACCUUCUUCCCCGUGGUGCCUCGCUUGCUCAAUCGCAUCUAUGACAAGAUUCUGGGCUCGGUGACGUCUCCGUUGAGGCGAGCGCUGCUCCACUACGCCGUGAAGAGGAAGCAGGCGGAGCUCGGGAGCGGCGUGGUGCGCAACAACAGUCUUUGGGACAAACUAGUCUUCAACAGGAUCCAGGCCAGCUUAGGAGGAAACCUGCGCUUCGCCCUGACGGCAUCCGCUCCCAUAUCCCCCACCGUGCUGUCCUUCCUGCGAGCCACGCUGGGCUGCCUCAUCUUCGAAGGUUACGGGCAGACGGAGUGCACAGCAGGGUGCACCUUCUCCAUGCCGGGCGACUGGAGCGCAGGACACGUUGGUGCUCCUCUGCCUUGUGCUGCCGUCAAGCUGGUGGACAUUCCUGACAUGAACUAUUUCGCCAAGGACGGAGAAGGAGAGAUCUGCAUCCGCGGCCCCAGCGUGUUUAAGGGCUACUUGAAAGACCCCGAGAGGACGGCCGAGGCCUUGGACGCUGACGGCUGGCUGCACAGUGGUGAUGUUGGCCAGUGGCUGCCAAACGGCACGCUGCGCAUCAUCGACAGGAAGAAGCACAUCUUCAAGCUGUCCCAAGGAGAGUACAUCGCUCCUGAGAAGAUAGAAAAUGUCUACCUGCGCUGUCUACCUGUGCUGCAGGUCUUUGUGCACGGAGAUAGUCUGCAGUCCUAUCUGGUAGGUAUAGUCGUCCCAGACCCUGAGGUGAUCGGAGACUGGACUAAGAAACGAGGACUUGUGGGCUCCUAUGAAGAACUCUGUCAAAACCCUGACGUGAAGGCGGCUAUGUUGGAGGACAUGAGGGCUGUUGGCAUGAAAGCAGGACUUAAGUCCUUUGAGCAGGUGAGAGACCUCCACCUGCACUCUGACACCUUCAGCGUGGCCAAUGGCCUCCUGACACCCACCCUGAAGAGCCGACGUGCUGACAUCCGCCGAGUCUUCCAGGAGCAGAUCCACGCCAUGUACAGCAAGACGUCAUGUGACUAAAACAAGCUUUCGCUUUGCAAACACUCUCACAGAAUACUACUGUUUUCUUCCCAAGUCAGCCUAAAAACUUCUUCUAAAUAUAUUUAAGUCCAUUUGUAUUCCCUUCAAAGCCUGACAGGACAUUAAAGUCCACGUUUUGGAAGGACGUCUUAUUUCGAGCCUUUUGAAGGCCUUGACAUCACGUCAAAGGUUUCCAUUAAAGCAAACUUACUCUGAAAAUUGAUCUUAAAAGCCUUCAAAAAAUGAAUGAAAUAGGAAUUUUUUUUAAACAUUACAGAGAACUGAAGUUUGAGUAAAAACAUCUAAACUGUUCUAUGUCCUGUUUGUCUUAGAAGAAUUACAAUUUUAACCCUCAAGGGUUAAAAAUAUGAAACAUGUAAAGUUUUUUUCGUGGUGCCUUUUGAAGGCCUUGUGAUGACAUCAUGUCAAAGGUGAUGACAUCAUGUCAAGGGUUUCCAUUAGUGACGGAAAUCAUGUUAUAAAAGUAUAUACACUCAUUGAAAACUGACAUGUUAUCAAAAGGUUUUCAAGAAGUAAAAAAAAUAAAAAUGGUUUGGUAUUUUUGUUUAGGAUUGAAGUUUGAGCACUAGAGUAAAAAAACAAAAAUGUUUUUAUGCCCUUUAAAAAAAUGUUUGACUUUCAUGUCCUGUUUGGCUUUGAAAAUCAUUCAAAUUGAAAGUCCCCAGACAGUUAAAAAUAAACUCAAAUAUUAAAAAAAAAUUUUUUUUUUAAAUUUAGACCCUUUUGAAUGGCUUUUUGUAGCGUUUGUUAGCCGGCGUGUCUCGUAUAUAAACACAACAGAAUAGUAUUACUAAUGUUAGCAUACUUCUAAGCUGGCAAAAUGCAUCAUAUUUUAGGUGAAACAUGCGAGGAUGCUAAUGUAUUUUAUGCUAACAUUUUAGCAUUUGCAUGCACCCAUAGGGGAAGUUAGUAUGCGUUCAAGAUGGCGCCAAGUAUCAAAAUUCAUGAUUUUUAAUGUUGGACAUGUUCAAAUGGUAGCAUAAAGCGUUAGCAUGCUAACAUAGAAUUUAGCAUUCUUCAAAGAUGGCGCCAAGUAUGAAAAUCCCUCAUGUUUAAGUGAGUAAACUAAUAUAUACAUUUGAUCAAAAAUCAUUUCAAAAGUAAAAAAAAACAACAACAACAAACAUGUUUGGUAUUUUUGUUUAGGAAUGAAGUUUGAGGAAAAAAAUGUAAAAAAAAAAAAAAAAAAAAAGUACGCUCUUUAUAAACGUGAACUUGUACGACCGCUUUGCUUUUAAAAAUAAUUCCAAUUGAAUUUCCCCUGAAGGUAACUGGGAUUUUUCAGUUCAUUCAUUUGUAUUAGUCAUGAGAUAUAUAAAUACAUAAAUGCAUAUAUGUAUUUAUAUAUAUGUAUAUAGAUGUGUAUAUAUCUGUGUAUAUGUAUGUAUAAAUAUAUAUGCCCUAAACACCUCCCAUAGGGAAGUGUUUAGGGCACGUCCGACCGGUAGGAGACCACGGGGAAGACCCAGGACACGUUGGGAAGACUAUGUCUCCCGGCUGGCCUGGGAACGCCUCGGGAUCCCCCGGGAAGAGCUGGACGAAGUGGCUGGGGAGAGGGAAGUCUGGGCUUCCCUGCUUAGGGUGCUGCCCCCGCGACCCGACCUCGGAUAAGCGGAAGAAGAUGGAUGGAUGGAUAUUUAUGUAUUUAUGUGU